UACAGCUUGCUCAGCGAGUAUACAGCCGAGCGCUUCCUGCUUUAGCACAACCUCUUUCCUGUUCACUCACUGCCGGCCGCUUUGUCCACAUUCCCGCUCCCCAAUGGAUGGCAAGGGCUGGGUGGCCACCGGGCCCCAGAGACAGGCGGCCGGGACCAUGUGAGCCCCUGGCAUGUGGUCUGAUUUUGCCACCGCUUCCUUUCCCGUCUGUUUCUCUGUUCCUCUUUCCUUUUACCAGUGAAACUCGGCCGCAGACUCCAACUUUAAGCCAAGUUGCUGACCAGCUCCCUCUGCUCCCCAUGCGGGGCUGGCGCCAUGAGGAAGAGAUGGAGGGGAGCGUGGCUCCUACUGCUGGCACUGGAGACCUUUGGGUUUCGGGAAGGUGACCCAGAGGAACCCACGGGGCUGAUGUGUUACCAGAUGGGCCCCAGCGGGGGCAUGAAUUGCACGUGGCCCAGCAGGACCGGCCCUGAGGCUAACACCACUUACACCCUCCACUACCAGAGCCUGAAGUUCAAACGCAACCAGACGCGGAGUUCCCAGGCCCCCGCCGGACAGAGCUGGGUGGUGAUUGGAAGAAGCAGUCUGACGCACAAUGAGAACUAUGCCGUGUGGGUGGAGGCUGGUGACGGGACCCAGAUCACCCCAAGGCUAACUCUGACCCCGCAUGAGAUAGUGAAGCCGGAUCCCCCUGUACUGAGCCUAGUGGACGUUACCCCUGUGGUCACCGUGACCUGGACAAACCCCCAAUGGCCCCAGCAUUUCUCCCCGGAUCUGGCCUGCCACCUUCGCUACCGGGUGUCUGGGACCCCCAACUGGACCAGGGUUCAUGAAGAGGAUGUUGAGCCCAACAGCUACGAGUUCUCCAGCCUGGAGCCUUUCACGGCCUAUGAGGUGCAGGCUCGCUGCAUCCCCAGGGACCGGAAGGGCUUCUGGAGCGACUGGAGCCCGUCCCAGACCUUCCGGACCCCCGAGGCUGCCCUGCUGGGCCUGGUGGACGUGUGGCGAGUGGCCAGCCCCCCUGAGUCCGGAGAGACCAGCCUUCUGCUGCUGUGGAAGCCACUCAAUUCUGAAGCAGCCAGGGGAGUCAUUCGCAGCUACAGCCUGGCCUUCCGGAGCGGCAGCAACAGCUCCGAGAGCCUGGAGUCCGCCUGCUGCAACGUGAGCCUCCCCUCCAGAACCACCCACGUCUGGAUCUCGGCAAACAACCACGUCGGGCGGACGCAGCCUGCCAACCUCAGCUUGGAGCGGCAGGAUCUGCCUGCCCCGGCGGGGGUCCGGGCUGCGGCCGUGCAUGGGCAGGAUCUCCUCGUUACCUGGGAGCCCAGCAAGGACCCUCUGGAAGGGGAGCCCAUGGAGUACCUGGUGGAGUGGGCCGAGGAGUGCAGCAGCUCAAAGGUGGCAUCCCUGGACUGGGUGCGCAGGCCGGCUGGCACCCACAGGGCCCUGCUGACAGGUGACUUCAGACCACGGGUGCCGUAUCAGGUCCGCGUGUACGGGCUGUACCCCGGGGGCUUUGGUGCAUCGGCCCCUGUCCGAGCCUACAUCCAGGAAGGAGUGCCAUCGGCAGGGCCCCAGGGCUUGCAGGAUCAUAGCAUCUCCAAGGAGGCGUCCAUCAUCUCCUGGGAGGCGAUCCCCCUGGCGCAGCGCAACGGGCACAUCACUCACUACACCCUCUACCUCGCCACGCCCACGGAGAGCCCACAGACCUACCAGCCCAUCGCUGCUACAGAGACAAGCUACAACCUCUCAGGUCUGGAGCCCGGCACCUCCUACCAGCUCUGGAUGACGGGCUCCACUUCGGCCGGGGAAGGAAACGCCAGCUCCAUCCAUCUCUUCCACACGCCAGAUUCCCGCUGGGAGGUCGUCCUGGCUUCCCUCCUCGCAGUGGGAUUCCUUCUUUUCCUCGCCUGCGUCCUGGGAGCUAUCCUGCACGUGCAGCUGCUGGACCUGUGCCAGAAGGUGCUGCCUAGCUGGUGCUGGGAGAAGGUCCCGGAUGCCACCCACAGCAGGAUUAUGCUGCACGAGGUAGACAGGGAUCCCCACAGCUACAGGGGUCCCUUGGUGCGGGCCAAGGCCGCGGAGGAGCCCCCCAUCACCGAGCUCCACAUUGCGGAGCCAGCAGAGCACGUGAACCACGGCUACUCAACUCUGCUCCAGCUGGAGUCUCCUCUGCCUGCCCGGCCCCACGGCGCGGGGGCUGACGACGGGCCCGGGAGCAAGCCCAGGACAGAGGAGCUGGGGCCAAGCAGCCCCACCCUGGAGGAGGCGUGGGGAGAGCAAGCCCCGGUCAUUUCUGGCUACGAGAAACAUUUCAUGCCCACCCUGGAGGAGGUGCUGGGACUGGCCUGAGGGACGCGGCUGGGCGAGACCCACCAGCCCCACCCAGCACUGCCCCAGGCGCUGCGGGAGACCCAGCCGGGCCUGCCUGGCUCGAGGGGCCAAAGACUGGGACAUGGGGUCUUUCCCCUGUAGGGGGCGCCGGCUCCAAGCUCAGGUUGGGGCAGGGAAUGGGACACGGAGACCUUCCCCUGUAAGUGGUGCUGGCUCUGCUCUGGCCUUAAUUCUGCGGUGACCGAAUUGUCCCUGUCUGGUGGACUGAGUUUGCUGGUAUAACGGGUCCCUCCUAGACAACCUCCCCGACAGGCUGCCUUAGCAAACAGGCCCAAGACUGACUGGCCCAUGGAGACCGAGUGCCUCUCCGGACUCCCACCCCCCUCUGCUCUAACCACUACACACACUACUCCUCUCCUGGAGCUGGGGAGAGAACCCAGGAGUCCUGACUCCCAGCCCCCCUGCUCCAACCACUAGACCCCACUCCCCUCCCAGAGCUGGGGAGAGAA
This is a messenger RNA of Chrysemys picta bellii (western painted turtle), 2843 nucleotides long. RefSeq names its product interleukin 27 receptor subunit alpha (gene IL27RA). The record is from RefSeq and is a predicted model, not a curated record. Gene Ontology annotation, molecular function: protein binding. NCBI's taxonomy places the organism in Eukaryota, Metazoa, Chordata, Testudines, Emydidae.